Molecule: messenger RNA, 7155 nt
Organism: Rhineura floridana
Lineage: Eukaryota; Metazoa; Chordata; Lepidosauria; Squamata; Rhineuridae
Product: zinc finger protein 665-like
Exons: 6
Coding region: 834-3689 (951 amino acids)
Biological process (GO): regulation of transcription by RNA polymerase II
Cellular component (GO): nucleus
Molecular function (GO): DNA-binding transcription factor activity, RNA polymerase II-specific; RNA polymerase II transcription regulatory region sequence-specific DNA binding
Source: RefSeq, a predicted model, not a curated record
AAACGUUUUUCACUCCUCUCCCCCCAAAACCCCUUUACUCCCACCAUCUCAUUAAGGAAUUUCAAGGAAUAUACAAGCAGAGAGCAAACGAGCAGAAACGUUUCCCUUCCCCUGUUCACCCACUCAAGUGAGAGAAGCCCUCGUUGGGCGGGCGAUGACGGGAUUUCCGGCAGUGGAUGGGGAGCAACGGAACCGAAACAAAGCAAGACCAGUUUAAAGCCUUUGCUUCCAGGUUCCUCAUACUUGUUGGGGGGGGGGAGCAGCCUACCCCCCCCCCGAAGAGGCCAAACCAGCCUCUCUGUGCAAAUGCAAGUUUCCUCGUUGGCUCUUGCUUUGAGAGGAGAAGGCUACCGAUGGCUGCUAGCCCUGAUGGCUAAGCUCGGCCUCCACCGUCGGAGGCAGUAAAUGCUUCGGUGGCUGGGAUUCCCCGGAAGGGCGAACGCUCGCUGCGCUCAGGUCUGGCUUGCACUGGGCUUCCCUCGGGGCGCCUUGGGGGCAUCCAUUUGCCGCGCGCUUUUCCUCCUCUGAGAGAAACGCAGAGAGGGCUGAUCUCACUGUUUAGCAUUCUUAGGGUUAAAAUGUCCUAGAGAGGGAGGGGAUUUGGCGUGGUGGGAGGGGGCGGUCUCCUCCAGAGCAAGAGCCCCUCUCCUCCGAAGCUCCUCCCAGCCUGGCUUCUCCCUUUCAGGGGGAGAAGGAACCUCUGUCUUUCCCAGGCGCUGCAUCCGUUGGUUCCCCUCCUGAAACCUGGACUUGGUAGCACCUCCGAUUAGGACAGCCUUGAGAGAAAAAUUGGCAAAGACAAAGAAGUUCCUUCUGCCCUGUUGGAUGCUUCGAUGGAGCACAGAUCAAAGAUGGAAGAAGAAGAUUUAGCUGCCCCUGAAGCAGGAAGAGUCCUCCCUGCCUUCAACGUUGGGAGCAGUGGGGAAUUCUGGGAAACCACCAUGCCGAAGAUCCUGGGUGAAGAGAACACCCUCAGCUCAGAUCUGCAGUGCCAGUAUUUCAGGAAGUUCCAAGAGGAGGAGUCUGUAGGGCCCCGAGCGGUUUGCAGCAGACUCCAUCGUCUUUGCCAUCAGUGGCUGAAGCCAGAGCGACACACAAAGGCUCAGAUCCUGGACUUGGUGAUCCUGGAGCAGUUUCUGGCUGUCCUCCCACUGGAGAUGGAGAGCUGGGUCAGAGAAUGUGGAGCGGAGACCAGUUCCCAGGCGGUGGCCCUGGCAGAAGGUUUCCUCCUGAGCCAGGCAGAGGAGAAGAAGCAGGAAGAGCAGCAGGUAAAGGGUCUGUUUGCAGAAGUGGCCACUGAUUUCCUUGAGGCAGAAAGGACUCCAUCGGACACCAGACAGAGGCUGCUGGGAGAUGGAAAGAAGCUGUCAAGACCGACUCAGCUAUUGACUCUUUCCGGUGGAGUAGAAGAAUCUGUGGAAUCAGAUCAGGCUUCAGUAUGCUUUGAGGAUGUGGCGGUGUAUUUCACCGAGGGGGAGUGGGCUCUGCUGGAUCCUGACCAGAGGUCACUGCAUAAGGAAGUCAUGGAGGAGAAUUGCGGAAUUGUGGCCUCUCUCGAAGGUGAUGAAUCAGAAACAAAGAAUAAGGGAGAAUUAUGUGGGGAAGAGACACGGGAAAGAGAGAGAUCUAGAAAGAGGGAAGAGCAGAGAAGUAAAACAGAAGCAGAAGAUACGAGGAAGAAUAAAUCAUCUGUUUCUCAGAGCAGUGAAAUUGCAGUCCGAGAAAAAACAGACAAAAAAAACAGAAGUAAAGAUUUUGGAUAUUGGAAAGGUCUCAAUUCUAAAAGAAAAAGCAAAUCCCACAGCAAAAACCACAAAGGGGAGAAACAAUAUAAGUGCUUGGAGUGUGUAAAGAGCUUCAGAGACUGUUCCAGCUUUACUUCCCAUCAAAAAGAUCAUAGAGGGGAAAAAACAUUUAAAUGCUUGGUGUGUGGAAAGAGCUUGAAACAGAAGGCUGCUCUCAUUAAUCAUCAAAAUAUUCACACAGGGGAGAAACUAUAUCAGUGCUUGGAAUGUGGAAAGAGUUUCAUCUCGAAGAAGUGUCUCACUUCUCAUCAAAGAAUACACACAGGGAAUAAGCCACAUAAAUGCUUAGAAUGCGGAAAGAGCUUUUCUUUCCAUUCUAAACUUAACACCCAUCAAAUGAUUCACACUGGGGACAAACCAUAUAAAUGCUUAGAAUGUGGAAAGGGCUUCAGAGAAAAUUCUAGCCUUUCUUCUCAUCAAAGAAUUCACACAGGGGAGAAACCAUAUAAAUGCCUGGAGUGUGGAAAGAGCUUCAGAAACAGUUCUCACUUUUCUUCCCAUCGAAGAAUUCAUACACGGCAGAACCCAUUUCAAUGUUUGCAGUGUGGAAAGGGCUUUGGAAACCAUUCUAGCCUUUCUUCUCAUCAAAGAAUUCACACAGGAGAGCAGCCAUAUAAAUGUUUGGAAUGUGGUAAGAGCUUCCGUCAUAGUUCUAGUCUUUCUUCCCAUCAAAGAAUUCAUACAGGGGAGAAACCACAUAAAUGCUUGGAAUGUGGGAGGUGCUUCACUAGGAAGAUACAUCUUACUAAUCAUCAUAGUAUCCACACUGGGGAUAAACCAUAUAAAUGCUUGAAAUGUGGAAAGAGUUUCCGAUGGAAGAAAAGUUUUGCUUACCAUCAAAGUAUUUAUAAAGGGGAGCAACAACAUAAAUGCUUAGAAUGUGGAAGGUGCUUCAGUCAGCGGUCCAAUCUCACUUACCAUCAGAGAACUCACACUGGGGAGAGACCAUAUAAGUGCUUGGUGUGCGGAAAGGGCUUCAGAGCCAGUUCUAGCCUUUCUUCCCACCAUAAAAUUCAUACAGGAGAAAAACCACAUAAAUGCCUGGAGUGUGGAAAGGGCUUCAGAGACACUUUUAACCUUUCUACUCAUCGCAGCACACAUACAAGGGAGAAGCCAUACAAAUGCUUGGAAUGUGGAAAGAGCUUCAGCUGCAAGAGGAGUCUCACUUACCAUCAAAGAAUCCACACUGGAGAGAAGCCAUACAAAUGCUUGGAGUGUGGGAAGAGCUUCAGCUGCAAGAGGAGUCUCACUUACCAUCAAAGAAGUCACACUGGAGAGAAACCAUAUAAAUGCUUGGAAUGUGGAAAGAGCUUUAGUUGCAAGACAGGUUUCACUUACCAUCAACGCAUUCACACUGGGGAGAAACCAUAUAAAUGCUUGGAAUGUGGAAAGAGCUUCAACUGCAAGAGAAAUCUCACAUACCAUCAAAGAAUCCACACUGGAGAGAAGCCAUAUAAAUGCUUGGAGUGUGGAAAGAGCUUCAGCUGCAAAAAAGGUCUCACUUACCAUCAAAGAAUUCACACUGGAGAGAAACCAUAUAAAUGCUUAGAAUGUGGAAAGAGCUUCAGCUGCAAUAAAGGUUUCACUUACCAUCAAAGAAUUCACACUGGGGAGAAGCCAUAUAAAUGCCUGGAAUGUGGAAAGAGCUUCAAUCAGAAGACACAUCUCAUUGUUCAUCAAAGGAUUCACACUGGGGAGAGGCCAUAUAAAUGUUUGGAAUGUGGAAAGGCCUUCAGAGCCAUUUCUAGCCUUUCUUCCCAUAAAAGAAUACAUACGGGGGAGAAACCUUAUAAGUGUUUAGAAUGUGGAAAGAGCUUCAGCUAUAAGAAAAGUCUUACUUCCCAUCGAAGAAUUCACACCAGAGAAAUUAUUAUAAUUGCUUGAAAAAGCUUGAGAAGCACAAAUUUUCAUUAUCAUGGUUUUCUGUUUCUUGACACAGUGCUGAUUUAUGUUCCCAGCUAUAUCCAAUGUGAUACAUUUCUGUUUUCUCAUUGUUCCAAGUUUAUUACCAAAAUGCAGAGCCAUAGGCCAUCACAAUAUAAAUCACAUACAGAGAAAUUGGUUAUAAAAUGUUUUAAUUUUUUUUUAAAUUAUAGGACUACAAAUGUUAAAAACUUCUAUUUCAAAUAGUGUUCUAAAAUAAAUUUUGCUCGUAAUUUCUGGGCUGCUAUCACAAACAGGGAUACUUUACCAGUUACCUCCAGAUUUAAGUCAGACAUUAAGAAAAGUAUUUUUUCGGCUUCCAUAGAUGACUCAUAAUAGUCUAGCCACUCCUUUAAGAGCUUAGUUCUAGGGUUCUGGUAAAUUGAGCAGUGGAGUAAUAUAUGUGGAACAUCCUCCUCCCCAUUGGAUCCGCAAAUACAUUUUCUUUGGUCCUUUGGGAUACCAGAUAACCACCCCUCUCUGUUGGCGUUUGACAGUGUAAAAAAGCGCAAAGCUGUAAAGGCAUAUCUUAAGCUGAUGGGUAGAGGCUGCGUUAGGUAUAAGGAGCAAUUAUGAUCAGUUUUAAACCUCCCAUACCAUGGGGCCACUCGUGAGUUUAUUAGGGUUAAAUGGUCUAAAUACUCACUGUGUUGAAAAAGCGCCUCACGUAAUCUUUUAUUGGAGCCUAAGUUAUUAAAUUCCUGUGUAGUUAGGUGAUAUCUAUUUAAUAGAUCGUCUACUUUACCGCCCCAUAGAUUAAGUGAAAAUGGAUGAUCAAGGCAGAGAUUUAGUAAUUCCUUGCCUUGUAGUGCAUUAGUUGAUCUCAUAAACUUCAAAAGUGUAAGAUGGAUAUGCGUUCUCAACGGAGGGAGUCCAGUCUCUGCUCGUAGCAUUGCUGCCGAGGUUCCCGGGGGGAGGGACAAUAAACGCCUAAGAAAGUUUGUUUGUAUAGUCUCUAAGGAUGAGAUAAUUUCGUUGUCCCAUCCCCAAACAGAUUCUCCAUACAAAACCUGAGGGAUUACUUUAGAUCUAAAUAUUUUUAAAGCUGGUGGAAUCAAGUUACCUCCAGCAUGGCGGUAAAACUUUAAGAUUGCUCCCACUGUUUUUGUCGCAAUUAGCUUUAUAGAUUGCAAAUGUCUUUUCCAGGAGAGGGUAUCUGAGAAAUUUACUCCCAAAUAUUUAUAUACACGGCACUGUUCUAACUGAUGGUCAGCCAUUGACCAUCGAUGCCUAGCAUACCUCUUGCCAAAAACUAAUAUUUUCGUUUUCUCAUAAUUUACAUUUAACCUUUCCUUUAUGGAAAGGUCAUGGAGCCUUCUCAGCAGCUUUCUUAAACCGAUCAGGACUAGAGAGAGAAGGACCAUAUCAUCGGCGUAAAAUAAUGCGGACACCUUCCUAUGCCCGAUAGAAGGUGGAAAAUAUUGGGGGUCAGAUAACUCAGAAAUAAUAUUGUUUAAAAACAGAUUGAAGAGCAGGGGGGCCAAAAGGCACCCUUGUUUAACACUCCUCAUUACCGCUAUCGGAUUCGUCGUAUUACCUUGUUGAUUAACUCUGACCAGGGCUUCAGUAUUAGUAUAUAGAGCCCUUAUAAGAUAUAGUAAUCGUCGAUCAAUUUUCAUAUAGUAUAAUUUGGCCCAAAGGAUGUUCCUAUCAACUGAAUCAAAGGCUGCAGCCAAAUCAACGAAUGCCGCAUAGAGAUGUUUUGUUGGGCCGUUCAUAUUCUGUAUUGCCAAGAAAUAAAGGGUUAGACAAUGGUCUAUCGGGGAGGAACAUUUUCUAAAGCCAACUUGUUCAGGGUGUAUAAGAUUAUUAGAAUCCACCCAUUGUUCUAAUUUUUGGAGGAGAAAUUUACUAUAAAGGUUAGACGCGACAUUUAAUAGACUAAUUGGCCGGUAAUUAGAAGGUUCCAUGGGAUCACUUUUUUUUAUAAAUUGGAACGAUAAUAUUCUGUCUCCACCCCUCUGGGAUGAUGCCGGAGUCAUUGAUUCUAGAAAAUAAACGUGCCAGGAUGGGAGCCCACCAAUCAGGAAAUUGCUUAAAUAUUUCAGGGGGAAGAAAAUCUUCUCCAGGAGCUUUACCAUUUUUCAAGGAAUCAAUGAGAGAUUUUAUUUCUUCGAUGGAAACUGGGGGCCAUGCUGGCUCCUUCUUAAUAUCAAUUUCCAGUAAGUUAGGGUAAGUAGGUGAUAUUGGGGCAUAAAGUCUUUGAAAAUGGGCGUACCAUGUUGGAGUCGGAAUUCGUUGUACCUUUAUAGGGUUAAAUGAACCCAUCCCCGAUUUGACUAAAUUCCAAAAUUGGCGCUCAUGUCUUGCGGAGGCAGCACUAAUUAACUGCUGCCAGCGGGAUACUGCAAAAUCCCUUUUCUUUUGUCUCAGGAGGCUUCUAUAAGAAUCCCUCAUUAAUUUAAAAGAGAUAUGGGAAGAAUCACUUGGGUACUUAAGUGUCAACCAAAGCACAAAUUUUCAUUAUCAUGGUUUUCUGUUUCUUGACACAGUGCUGAUUUAUGUUCCCAGCAUAUAUCCAAUGUGAUACAUUUCUGUUUUCUCAUUGUUCCAUUUUAAUAUUGCUUUUAUUCAUUUGUUGCAUUUAUUGUAACUUUAUUGUAUUUUUUUGUAUUAGGAGAUGUAGUGUCCAUUUGUACACAUUUAGCUAUUGCCGUGAGAUGCCUGAGCUCAACCUGUUUGUUGGACAAGUAAUAUGCAUAUAUGAAAUAAAAAAGCUUCAGGAAGAAGAUGCAGCUCCCUUCUCAUCAAAGAAUUCACACAGGAGAAUCCAUAUAUACGGUUUUGGAAAUAGUCGCUUUAAAUACAUCAGAGGAAGAGAGUGAAUGCAUUUCAGUUUAUGAAGAUGUAGGUAUAAUACAGCCAAAGAGAAAAAUCAGUAGCACGUUAUACAUCUAUGAAUCUUGGAGAAGGGAGAAAUAUAAGGAACAGGGUAGGGGGAAAUAAAUUGUACUGAAGUGUCUGGAAAAGUGGCUGCUACAUGCAAGGAUUAAAACAUACAGUAUUAAAAUUAACUAUAUUUAACCAUUGCUGAUUCGUACAAUGGCACACCUAAAUUCCAGCAGCCCUCUUGUUAAACCGUACUGAAUUCCCAACUAUCCUAACUACAUGGCCUUUUAGCUUAAAAGAACAUUGCUACCAAUCCAGAAUGGAAUUCCAGGGAACAGGCCCUGGUGGUUUUAGAAGCAAGGUGGUAAGAAAUCAGUCUGGUGUCUGUAAAAAAGGAUCCAGAAAAUGUUAACAUGAAAAUUAAAUAGCAAUAGUGGAGGAACUGAAACCACUUAAAAGUAGCAAGAGAGCAGGACAGUGAUUUUGGGAUCGGCUGGUUUUGUUUUUUAUAUCUUGUCUGAACGGAUCAAAUUGUCCAGGGGCACCUCUAUUGACACACCUUUCGCUAUAGCUAGACCUACUUGGUUAAAAUAUUACA